Molecule: messenger RNA, 4797 nt
Organism: Funneliformis geosporum
Lineage: Eukaryota; Fungi; Glomeromycota; Glomeromycetes; Glomerales; Glomeraceae
Source: the annotation of a GenBank genome assembly
AUGGACAUUAAAGUAGGGUCGACGAUAAUUGAAGAAAGCACAGAUAAUAGCGGUAUAACCUCAAAUACCGAGGACAAUCAACACGAAAUUAUUGAAGAAACCACAAUAAGUGCACAACUUCGUGAAGAGUCUCCUCCCAGUAUAAUAAGCAACACGACUCAACAGCUCUCUGAAUUACCUAUAAUAUCGACCAACUUAAAUAUAACUGCCGCGUCAAAAAUCACCUCGGACGUCGUUGUUCCGACGUCUACCAUUGGAAGUAAUGUCGCAGCACACCAUAAGACAGAUUCACGUCACCAGCAGAGCAGCACUGAAGCUUUUGUUAACGAUAAUGUUCCUUUGAGAACAAACUCUGAUAUAGAUACCAUGAAACUUGCCAACCGGCGGCCACGUGAACCUCGUAGAUCUGCACCUGUCCCAUUCAGACCAACUACUGAAUUUGAUUUUCAAAAAAAACCGCGACCAAUUUCUAUUUCAAAUAUUAUUUUACCGAAUUCAGUGAAGGGAACUGGUUCUUCCAUUGCUCCAAAUUCUGAACAAGAAUUUCAUACAAAGAUUUUAAAUUGGCCAACACAAAAUUAUGAUGAUAAAUUGCAAUCACAAAAAAAUCUUGUUGGUUUGAAUACAAGGGACAAUUUAGUAGAUGAUGGCGAGAUAAUAUUUGAUACAACGCCAUGGGAUCAAACAGGCGACAUUCUUCAACCUUCCUCCUCCUUAGCUCAACAGUCUAUUUUCUACAUUCCUCAGGGUCGCUUUUCAAUGACCGCGGCAAUGCACCAAGUGACAAAUCCGUCACGAGCACCCGAGGUACCUCCACUCCUUCCAAUAAAAUAUGGUACUGAAAUAUUUGACCAAAUCAAAUCAGAUGAUGAUCCAAGACUUAUAGUCUGGUCAAUAUCAAGAGCUGAAGAGAGAAAACAAGGAUCAAUCAUCUCCUCAAUAACGAAUGUUUCUUCUUCAAAAAGAUGGAGUAUUCAUGGAACAUUAGGGAGAGCGGGUAAAACGAUAUGUGGUGCUGGGUCAAAAGACAAAAAGGAUUAUAGGUUUGAACAGAAACCAUCAGGCAAUAGAAAAUCUAACUCAACGACGGAGAAGGUGAUAAUGGCUGCAACAAUUGAAAAAUUGAUCGAGAAAUUGACAAGUGGAAUUGACUAUACUUUCUUGACGGAUUUUUUUCUUACAUAUCGGACAUUUAUAACUCCAUUACAAUUAUGUAAUCUACUUAUCUUGAGAUUUGAUUGGGCAUUGGAGGACGACAACGAACAAAGAAGGGUAGUAAGGGUCAGAACCUUUGUGACACUACGACAUUGGCUUCUUAAUUAUUUUGCGUAUGAUUUCGUUCCAUGUCGUGCAUUGAGAUCUAAGCUUGUAUCUUAUCUAAAUUAUUUACCUUCACAUCCUCUGGUUCAACAUUCGCCUCAUGAUCAACGAAUAGUAUAUGGUUUAAAAAGGGUAAUUAGAAGAUUAAAAAGAAUAUAUUAUCGGAAAGGUAUUAUGGGAAUUUUAAAAAGUGGAACCGGUAGAAAGAGUAUCAAGGAAUUAAAAGAAAUGGUGGAAUCGACAAAUAAAGAACAACAUCAACAUUCUGAACAUUAUUUGGAUGCUGAUGUGAUAUCAGUUGAACAUAGUGGUACCGCUGUGGAUAGUUCCUUACCAUCCAAGGAUAAAUCGAAAAGGACGAUAAUGCGCGGUUCAACGUCUACAUUAGGUUCAAUAUUAACUCCGGGAACAACUGAUUCCGAGGGUGAAGAAUUUGAUGCACUAGGUCAUCAUUUUUCUUCUCGUUCAAGAAUUUCACGACCCGCAGUAUCCCGUCAAAGUUUCGAGUUCUCAAGUAGUAAUUCCCAGCAUAGUGAUGAUGAUUAUUCUUUGAAACAUACAUACGAAAAUCCGAUCUCUAUUUUUUAUAAUGAGAAAUGGACAAAGUCUUUACCCACAUUAACGAGCGAAAUUGCUAGUAAUUGGGAACAAGACGUUGCAGGUGUGGGACAUAAAAACAUUGAAGUCGUCCCUGAAUUAGAUCUUCCUAUAAAACAAGAAGAAAAAAUUGUGAAUGUUAAAAAAAAGUUACGAAGCAGUUCUAUGAAUGACUUAUCUCAACAAAGAAAGUUACAAGCGGAAUAUAAUACUUGGGAAAAUAAUUUAAGAAAUGAUGACGUAAUAAUGGAGGAAGAGGAGCCACCACCCCUUCCGCCAAGGAGACCUAGGAGACAUACUUUUACUACAACUCAACCGAUACCAACCGUUCAAACUCCACCUUCAUUCUUUAAAGGUGGAUUUUUAAACUUUCCAACAAGAAAGCCAAAGAAAGUUGUUUCUCAAGAAACCAUUAGUGAAAAUUUUCAAGAUCGUACUCGUAAGAAAAGAAGUUUAUCACUUUCUGAAGCAAUUUGUGGAAUUGUUGAAAAUGAUGACGACGAAGAAGAUGACGAGUAUGAUUUGUCUCAGAUUGAUCAUGCAGGAGGAGUUGCUAGAAGAAAUUCUUCCCCUGCAUAUAUUGGAUCAGCUUCACUUCGUUCUGAUCAACAACAGGAGAAAGAUGAAACAUCAAGGCGUAAAAUAAGUGGUCGACCAUCAUGGCCGCAAAAAAUGUCUGCAACCAUGGGUAAAUUUGCUAAAGUUUUAUUUAGUGAAAAGAACAAAAUACCUGGUACUUCAGGAAGUAUUCCGGGUAGGACAGGUGUAAUUAAAAUGUUUUGUGCUAACCCUACUGAUGCUGAUACUAUUGAUGGUUCAGAUGAUUCUGUACCAAUUGAAAAUUUUAAUAAUUUUACUGAAGAGGAUUUUCCUAUUCAUGUGGACGGAUUUUCUUAUGUGAAUGAGUCUAUUGAAGAAGAAUUCUUUGAUACACACCAAGAAGUAGAAAUGGAGGAAGAAAUGAGUUUUGAUGAAACAUUACCAACUGAAUCAUAUCUUCCUCCGACACCAUCUACUUCAGUUCAAGAACAGGAAUCAAGCGAGAACGACAAGAAUUUGGAAGGACUAGAAAAUCGUCAAAAUACUAGAUCUACACGUCGUAAUCUUAAAAUGUGGAGUUUAGUUCCAGUGAUAGAAGUAGAUGACGAUGAGGACACAUACAUUUCAAAAAUGUCUCCACCUGAUGCUUCAUUAGUUUCAGAAUUAAGAAAGGAGGAAGAAGAAAUGGCCACAUCAUCUGAAAUCAAGAAAAUUGAAGAUCCUCAAUCCGCACGUAGACGUCGUCGACUUGCAAAAGUUUAUGAAUUAGAAGAAGAGGGUGGUGUUGAAACAAAUUUUGUUGGAUCAUUACCACCAGAACCGUCCGGAGAUGAAAUGGACCUUGAUAUUGAGGAGGAAGAGGGGGAACAUGACCCUUCCUCCCAUAGACUUAGACGACUUCCUAAAGUACGUGAUUUACGAUCUGUUGUCACACUCAAAGAUAUCGAAGAAAAAUCUGAACCCUCAUCAGUGGUUGAAACUCAUGGAGAAAAAGGAAAAUCAAAAGAAGUUGAACGAGAAUCCUUAAAGGGAAAAGAUAAAUCAAUUAUAAAACCUUCGUCUUCAAGGGCAAUCUCCAAGAGUAGUAAUGUUACUCCGGGGUCACCUAGAAAAAGCUCGGAAUCUUCAGUAAAACAUAUUAUAAUCACCGAACCUUCCUCCAAAAAGCUUACAGGUCAACAUGAUAUCACUACUGAACCUAGUAGCAGCAGUAGCCAGGCUCCAAUAAAGAACCUUUUUUAUACAAGAACUUCUUUAGAUAAACCUUUACCGCCACUUCCUUUUUCAGAUGAUCAAUCAAGAAAACCUCCUUCAAUAUCUUCAACAUUAAACUCUCAGUCACCAUAUAGGUCUUUCAUAUUAAACUAUCGAUCAGAAGUUAUCGCAAAACAAUUUUGUUUAAUUGAACGUGAUCUUUUAUUGAAGGUUCAUUGGGAAGACUUGAUUCAAGUUGGUUACACGAGUACCGAUAAAGAUACGGAAAGUGCUCAAGAACUUGAAGAUGAAAAGAAAAAAAAGGAUGUUAAAGGAAAGGGUAAAGCAAAAGAAGUUGAUGAGGAGCAAGAAAACAAUGAAUUUAUUAAAGGGGAACCAAGGAAAAGAGUUCGGGAAAAUGGUGUUGAUAAAGUAAUUGAAAGAUUUAAUUUGUCAUGUGAUUGGGUCGCAACUGAAAUCGUACUUACUAGAUCUUUGGAAGAUCGAAUACGAGUAAUUGAAAAAUUUAUACGAAUUGCGCAGAAAUGUCUUCAAUUAUCAAAUUUUGCUACAUUAACACAAAUUCUUCUUGGAUUACAAUCUUCGCCCGUAGAAAGAUUGAGGAGAACAUGGACGAGGAUUAGAAAAGAAGAUUUACGUCUACUUAAAGAGCUAAAUGAGUAUAUUUCAACUUUCGGUAAUUGGAAGGUAAUCAGAGAAGCUAUGAGAAAAUCUAUCGAUGAUUCUACUAUUUUAAAAGCAUUAGUCAAACAAGGAAAAAGACGCGGCUCCGAUGUUCGUAAAAUUAAUUCUGGAUGUAUUCCAUUUUUAGGAUUAUAUCUACAAGAUUUAGUUUUCAAUGCAGCAGUACCAUCGUUUAUUGAUCCACCAUCACAACCUCCAACUCCAUCAUCGCCGUCAUUUAAUUUACCAUCAUCACCUUUAUACCAUCAACAGCCGCUUAUUAAUUUUCAUAAACACCGUACAACAGCCACAAUAAUUAAAAGGAUAUUAACAUUUCAGAAUUUAUCAAGAGAAUAUAGUUUUUACGUUGACAGAAAUAUUUAUGACAAAUGUUUUGGAUUAAAAGGGUUCGAAGCCAAAAAACUAGUUGUAAUGGAUUUAGAUGUUGAUGAUUUUGUUUAA